Molecule: messenger RNA, 1983 nt
Organism: Talaromyces rugulosus
Lineage: Eukaryota; Fungi; Ascomycota; Eurotiomycetes; Eurotiales; Trichocomaceae
Exons: 3
Coding region: 1-1983 (660 amino acids)
Cellular component (GO): cytoplasm; ubiquitin ligase complex
Molecular function (GO): protein binding
Source: RefSeq, a predicted model, not a curated record
AUGACAGAUCUAGACGUCCUGCGGAAAGACCAGCUUGAAACCCGACUUCACAACGAGAAGAAGCUGAUCAAAGAAGGAGCGCUAAAGGACGAAAAUCCGUUGGAUUUUAGUGAGGGGUUCCGCCAGCUCUGCGAUGCUUGUCGGAAAGGAGACUUGAAGGUCUGCCAGGAGAAGAUAUCGGAAGGCGUCAAUAUCAAUGCAAGAGACAGUUAUGACUAUACGCCACUGAUUCUGGCAAGCCUCUGUGGCCACUUUGAAGCGGUCCAGCUUCUUCUCGAGUCCGGUGCGCUGUGUGAAAGAGAUACGUUUCAAGGCGAAAGAUGUCUAUACAAUGCCCUUAAUGACCGAAUUCGCAAUUUGCUACUUCAGUACGACUAUUCCAAGUCAACUGAUCCUCUUCAGCCGUUGGCUGCACAUGUGUCGUCCCUUCUGACCAGACACAUACCACAAACAUGGGAUAUAGUGGUGACGGUGACGGAUGGGGAUGAGUCGCUUUUUCUCCAUAAAUUCAUACUUGCCGCACGUUCGCCUUACUUUCAAAAGAAGCUUUCAGUCGCCCCGGAAACCAAUUCUUGGCGACUUCCAAGUACUAUCCCGCCUACAGCUUUUGGUGCAGCUAUAAGAUACUUGUAUCUCGGCGACUCGGCAAGGGAUCUACGGAGUGGCCCUGGGACUGGGUUUACCGAGUCAGAGGUUGUGGCCGGUGUGGAUCGGAUCGGACAACAUUUGGACAUACCACACCUUCUUGAUAGCGUCUUGGAUAGCGGGGACCGAAGACUAGCUCGACAGAGGAGAACAGACGAAAUCUCUCGAGGUCGGGAUCAGUUGGAAACUUGGUUCGAGAAUAACAUCCUCGGGCACAAGGUUGUUAUUGAGACAAGCAAGGCAAAGGACGUCAAGUGGGAUCGCCACAAUGCUAUCUUUGCGGAUGUUUUACUCCAAGCGGAUGAAGUUCCCGACGCGGCUGGCCAAGAUGGCGAUGCUCAAGACGGUGGCCAUGCGAGUUCCAUUCCUGUAGGUCCUGGGUCAGGAGACCCAGAACUUCCCCGUGAACAAAAAUCCGUCUUGUACCCUGUACAUCGAGCAAUGUUACUUCGCUCUGAAUUCUUCAGCGCGAUGUUCUCGUCCACAUUCAGGGAAGCUCAAAUGACUGAACACUUGAAUAUCAUUAGCGUGGAUUGCUCGCCAGAAGUACUUGAGAUUAUUUUGCGGUUCUUUUACACGGAAAAGGCCGACUUUGGACUCGAUGUCGCGGUCGAGGUUUUAUUUGCCGCCGAUCUGCUGUUUAUUGAAAAACUCAAGACCAAAGCUGGCGUAGUCAUCAGCAGUCUAGGUAGCGCCAACAUGUCCCAAGCGCAAGCGUCCAAAACACGGCCUGGGAAGGGAGGAGGAGAACAGAAGGGCGAGAUAGUAGAAUAUGAUGAGAUUGACGUCUACGAUAUCAUGCGGGCGGCCUGGUUUACCAGAGUACAACGACUAGAAGAAUUCGCGGCGCGGUAUCUUGCCUAUCGGCUGGAAGAACACAUUGACACUGAAGAGUUUGCGGAACUAAUCAAGGACUCUGCAGCUCGAAUCCAGAAACGACAGGAAACCGACUCUAUUGAACUACUGGAUGAUAUUCGCUUCUACCUUAGUGAGAGAUUCCGGCUGCGGUUUGAUGACGCCGGGCUCGCGGAGAUGAUUGAAGAACAUGAGCCUCAAAACUAUUAUACUGAGACGCCGGCAAACGGCGAGCAGGUGGCAGCCAACCUGGCUGAGCUGAAUAUAUCCGGAAAGGACUCGAAAACAAAGGACACCGAGACGCCUACGACGACAAAUAUCGCUGCACAGCAGGAUGGUACCGUGCUAAUUGACCAAGGCACCGUUAUCAGAACUCUGGACGGUGUGAUUGUCGAGGACGAGUUUGACAAGGAUGCCAUCAACUACCGAAUUUUGCUGGACAAACUUGACCGGCUACUGGAGCGACUAAACCUAGAUGCCUAG